AUGAAAAAUAGAAAAAAGAUAUCUCCAUCUGUCACUCCCGUUCUAUCGGUCUUUCUUUCUUUCUGUCUUCCUGUCUGUCUAUAUCUAUCUAUCUAUCUAUCUAUCUAUCUAUCUAUCUAUCUAUCUAUCUCUCUAUCUAUGUCUGUCUGUCUAUCUAUGUUUAUCUACGUCUACGUAUCUAUUACUAUAAUAUCUCCAUCUGUCACUCCCGUUCUGUCUGCCUGUCUGUCUAUAUCUAUCUAUCUAUCUAUCUAUCUAUCUAUCUAUCUAUCUAUCUAUCUAUCUAUGUCUGUCUGUCUAUCUAUGUUUAUCUACGUCUAUCUACGUAUCUAUUACUAUAAUAUAUAUCUGUCUCUCUCUUUCUAUCGGUCUCUCUUUCUUUCUUUCUCACUAUCUAUCUCUCUUUCUCUGUCUCUAUCUAUCUAUCUAUCUAUUACUAUACCCUUAGAGACGUAUAUGAAUCGUUUUCAUGAAGCCAUUCAUAGUAAAGUGGUCAGUAUACUCUUUUUCAUUGAUACUGCUUACGCCGCAUAUGGAAAACAUGCCAGAAGCGUCUUUCUUUCCCAAAGAAACACCAAUCAGGACAUGGAUCAGUAG
Acanthosepion pharaonis is the source of this 597-nucleotide messenger RNA. The record is from the annotation of a GenBank genome assembly. Lineage: Eukaryota; Metazoa; Mollusca; Cephalopoda; Sepiida; Sepiidae.